This is a messenger RNA of Lachancea dasiensis, 1137 nucleotides long. NCBI's taxonomy places the organism in Eukaryota, Fungi, Ascomycota, Saccharomycetes, Saccharomycetales, Saccharomycetaceae. The record is from the annotation of a GenBank genome assembly.
AUGUCAUUUGCUACCCAAAGUAUCCAUGGAGACGAUGAGUGCAACCGAGUUCCUGAUGUUGCUCCUCCUAUAAAUGUUUCUACAACCUAUCGCUUCGAUAAUGACAAUCUGGUUACGGCGGCAGAACUAGACCCUUCUAUCGGGGUGGACGAGCAACUGGUUUACGCCAGGGAAAGUCAUCCAAAUGCUGUGCGUCUUGAACAUGUCAUUUCCAAGCUGUUAGGGGCUCCUUCUGUUGUUUAUUCAUCAGGUCUAUCGGCCUAUUUUGCAGCCCUUAUCCGCUUCAAGCCCAAAAAGCUGUUCCAAGCUGCUUGUUAUCAUUCCUGCGUUGAGGCUGCUGAGAUCCUGUCCCGCAUUGGUGGCCUUAAGGUUUACACUUUGGACGAUAUCGAUGCCGAGUGUGGUCCGGGCGAUUUGAUCCACAUUGAAAGCCCUCUUAAUCCGUACGGUGAGUGUGUGGACGUUUCUCAUUACGCUGAGAGAGCGCACAAAGUAGGAGCAAAGUUGUUGUUGGACGCGACUCUUGCUCCACCGCCGCUCAGCAAUCCGUGGGACCUUGGAGCCGAUAUUGUAAUGCAUUCUGGAACGAAGUACUUCGGGGGACAUUCGGAUCUUUUGUGCGGAAUCAUUGCCGUCAAGGAUGUCGAAACUGCUAGAUUGAUGAGAAACGAGAGACUAGUUCUUGGAACUAUUCCUGCAAGUCUUGAAAGCUUCUUAAUGUUAAGGUCUCUGAGAACAAUGGAAUUGAGGGUCAGAAGACAGGCUGAGAAUUGUACCGCCCUUGUUAAGUAUUUGAAUGACCACAAAGCGGAAUUCGGUUCUGUAUUGAAGCACAUUCACCAUGGUAGUCUACAACAAGAAGAAUUCGUCAAAAAGCAAAUGACAGGCGGUUUUGGCCCUUUGUUCAGUAUAAUAUUGAACUCUCCCGAUCAGUGUGUUAAAUUGGUGAAAAACGUCAAACUUUUCCAGCAUGCAACUUCCCUUGGUGGUGUGGAAUCCUUAAUUGAAUGGCGGGCUAUGAGCGAUAGUCAUAUUGAUAAAAAAUUAGUUCGACUUUCUGUUGGGGUUGAACACAUCGAUGAUUUAAUCGAUGAUUUAGUCAGUGUGCUGAAAAGAUUAGAGAGUGGCGAUUUGUAA